AUGUCUUCAGAGAAAGUAGAUAGUGUGUCUGUAGGCUCAGCGACGGUAGACGAAGACUGCGGAAUAAAUCUAUUCGCGCUACACGAGGAACGAGCUGGUCGGCUGAUUAUUGAUCCAAAAGAAGCGCGUAUCGAACUUGGAGAUGCGAUAGCGUCAAGGCUGAAAUUGUCCGCAGACAGGACGAAAGUCCUUUGGCCUCAGCCAACGGAUGACCCUGAAGAUCCUCAGAACUGGAGUGAUAGGCGGAAAGCCUUCCAACUAUUCAUACUCACAUUAGCGUCCAUAGUGCCGGAUUUCGAUUCGGGGAUCGGCAUCGCGGCGAUAUUUGGUCUAGCGGAGGAGUACAACACUACACCGAAUGUGAUCAACAACUUGACCUCCAACUGGAGCAUUUUUCUCAUCGCACCCGCUGGCGUAUUCGCGGCUAUGUUCGUUCGGCGGUACGGACGGCUUCCUGUCCUUUUCUGGUCUCAGCUGAUCGGUUUAGGUUUCCUGAUCGGGGCAACAUUCGCAAGAGACUUGAAUACGUUCACAGCAAUGAGAUGCUUGACGGCCUUCUUUGCAACGGCCCCCCAAGUAAUCGGCUUGUAUGUUGUCUGCGAUAUGUUCCCCUUUCAUCUUCAGGCACGGAAGCUAAAUUUAUGGACUAUGGGCUUCAUUAUAUCCCCGUUCUUGUCCCCGUUUGCCUUUGGAUUCCUUGUUGCCCGGGAAAGCUGGCGAUGGUCGUAUGGAAUAGGAUCGAUGUAUAGCGCCGUUGUUGUCCUCUUGAUUGCUCUCUUUGGCGAAGAAACAAUCUACGAUCGAACGGUUGUACCCAUUCCUUCCCGACCAACAACAGGCCCGCGGUACCGCGUAGAAACUUUAGUGGGAAUCACUGGUGUCAAGAUGUCAAAGUACAGGGCGUCCUGGUCGCAGACCAUCUUGUCUCCCUUCAAUGUUUUAUGGAGACCGCAUCUGAUUAGUAUCCUUAUUUUUGAGGCUAUGGUAUUCGGAUUCGGAAUUGGAAUCAAUGUCACCAAUGCAGUCUUCCUGGCAAGCCCGCCGUAUAGCUUCAGUCAAGACGCUAUCGCAGGUGCAUAUGGCACGCCGAUUGUGUCGGUAAUCAUUGGCGAGCUCGUUGGACAUUACUUGAACGACUGGAUUACUAACAUCACUGUGCGACGCAACAAAGGCGUCUUUGAGGCGGAGAGCCGACUGCUUGCUUGCUACAUAGCUAUGCCACUGUAUAUCUGUGGGUUUGUGCUGUUAGGCGCUUCCCUCCAAAACCAUUUGAGCGUGGUCGCCUUGAUCUUUGGCUGGGGAAUAGCCCAAUUGGGGAUCAUGAUUGCCACCGUUUCUGUUUAUGCGUACUGCAACGACUGCUUCCCACGACAACAGGGAGAAAUCAGCGCUCUCCUUACUGUGUCUAGGAUCUUGGGAGGCUUUUCUGUUGCGUACUAUCAAGUCCCAUGGGGGGAGAAACACGGCGCACUACAGACCUUCGGUGUUGAGGCCGCUAUCGUUGUAGGAUUGUUUAUCCUCAUCGUACCAUUCCUUCAGUGGAAGGGUUCAUCCCUCAGAGCUCGCUACUCGUUGUAA
Messenger RNA from Pleurotus ostreatus (oyster mushroom), 1578 nucleotides. RefSeq lists its product as uncharacterized. The transcript is spliced from 21 exons. Lineage: Eukaryota; Fungi; Basidiomycota; Agaricomycetes; Agaricales; Pleurotaceae. Gene Ontology annotation, biological process: transmembrane transport. The record is from RefSeq and is a predicted model, not a curated record. Gene Ontology annotation, molecular function: transmembrane transporter activity. The coding region runs from base 1 to 1578 and encodes 525 amino acids.